Molecule: messenger RNA, 3237 nt
Organism: Ctenocephalides felis (cat flea)
Lineage: Eukaryota; Metazoa; Arthropoda; Insecta; Siphonaptera; Pulicidae
Exons: 7
Coding region: 1-3237 (1078 amino acids)
Source: RefSeq, a predicted model, not a curated record
AUGAGUGCUACCAUCGGCGUUGUUGAACAGUUUACAGCGAUCGCUGUAAAGUCCAAAGUCCGAGCCGAGUCGCUUUCGCAUAUCGUGAUGUCCAGCAGUGGCCGCGGCGGCCGGCACUACGCCGAAUCCGGGUUCCGGGAGUCCGCUAGCGACGGCGGCGCCUCUCACAGUUCUGUGUCCGGUAACGGGGGCUCACAGGGGGCGGCAACCACCGGCGAUGGAUUUCAUCACAAUACAAGCGAUGCUCACAGUUUCAACCACAAUUCUGCUGCAUCUGGAAGUGCAUCGCUCAAUUCAUCAGGAUCGGGUGCUCCAGCCGACGCAACUGCAGCCGCCUUAGUCAUACCAGAGAAAGCGUCUUCAUUUAGUAUUCAUCCUGGUCGUCUGUGCAGGGAUCAAUGUCAUUACUGUGGAGGAAAAUUCGGUUUAUUUGAUACGCCCUGCCAUGUUGCCCAAAUCAAAAGUUUGGAUAGGCAGAAACGGAUAUUGGAAAUGGAAGAGAAGCUGACUGUGGAUAACUGUCUCUGCGACGCAUGCUACCGACACGUAGAUAGGCGUGCCAACUGUCCUUCGUAUCGGAAACGCCUCAGCAAUAGUAAUAACGGAAAUGCGCAUCAGGCUACUUUCGAGGAUGCCUCAAAUAACCAGGAUCAGACCACCCAACAAUCCCAGCAACAACAAGAAACUAUAAAACACAGAUGCCGUGUCGUCGGAUGCCGGGAAGACGCCACGAAUACCUUGAGACGGAAAUGGUUACUGAAAAUGAAGAAGAACGUUGAAAAAAUUUUGGAUCUUCUGCCUGAGCCUCCCCUUCAGAAUAUGACGUCGCAGCACGGAAACAUCCACCUGUGCACGUUGCACUACGACGCCGUCUCCCACCUGCUCGUCUGCGCGCUCUGCAAGCGUCGCCUGGCGCGUAACCAUGCCCACUAUUUGGCCGCAGCCGAAUCGUCCCGCGCCUCUGAUCUGCUUCGAGCUCAGGGAAUCCCACAUCUUGGCCUGGAUGCGGGCCAGGGUGGAUCCAGCGCGGUUUGUAAGCUGUGCCGAUAUUACGUGGGUUUGUUAUUUAAAGCUGAUGCUGAAGGAGGAAGAACGUCUAAGGCUGCGUUUAUCAAGAGUUACAGACGACGGCUUCUGGAGUCUCAUAACAUGGAAAUCGUUGAAGAUGAGUCUGAUACUGAGGAUCCGUUAAUUCAGCAAUUUGCACCAGAAGAAACAAGCGUGUUAGGAAACAAGAAAGCCAAAACUGCCAAAACAAAUGUAAAGAAGUCUAGAAAAUCUACGGAAUCUACUACCGAUAUUCAAACUGAGAAUUAUGACUCGAUUGAUAAUGAAAAUAAACAAACUGAUGCAGAAGACAUAGAGAAUAUAAUUUCUAAAAACACUAUACAUAUCAACAGAAAUUCAGAUCUGACUACGAAUCAAUCAAAACAGCAAAAAUUAAAUGAAAUAACUUCACAGAAGCCAGGGCAAAGUGUACUACUAUCUAACUUAUCUAACUCUAUGCAUAAAAAAAUUAGGUUGGAUGAGAUUUUAUCACAGCAACAAGAAUCAGAGCAAUUGAAAGCAGAAAAGGUUCAACAACUUAGGUCGAACCCAUCACUUUCUGUGAGAGAAUUGUUUCCAGGAGAAGAAGAAAUGGGAUUACAUGCAAAUAUUCCUCUUAAUAGAGGUGGUCCUCGAACUCCUGAAGGCUGGACAAAGUGCACAACCACGAUACAGUAUGAUGAAGAGACUAGGAGACUAUGGAAUCAUCUACAAGAACCAUAUGGAAACCAAUCUAGCUUUUUACGUCAUUUAAUUUUAUUAGAGAAAUAUUUUCGCUCUGGGGAUUUAGUGUUAUCUCAAAAUGCCACAUCUAGCGCGACUAAUUAUUCAGAAUCUGUACAAAGUCGAUUAAGGUCUUUUGAUCAUAUUCCAACAACAGUAAAUUCUGAAAUGCCUACCGGAUAUAGACCUAAUUUGACAGUAACUAAAAAACCAUCAUCAGAACAAUUAGUUAAUUCUUCAGCUCACAUUCCUCCUGCAGAAUUACCUCUUAGUGAAAUCACUCAGCUUACUAAAAAAUUCAAAUUAGAUAAGAAAAGUAUAGGAUCAAUGCAAAUUGGAAAUAUGGUAUCACUUGCAAAAUCAUCGAGCGCUUUUGUAAAGCCUGUGAAGAAAGGUCAAGAAACAAGUCAUAAUAGGUCUCCAAGUGUCCCACCAGAUUUAAUCUCUAUCGGAAAUAAAAGUUCUAUCAGUGCGGCUCCUAUUAGUGCUUUGAAACGCUCAAGUUUGCCUUCGACCUCAAUUGAAUCACCAGUAACAGUUGCGUUAAAAAUUUCUGGAAAUUCAACCACAAAUGUUAGUAGCAAUAGUGCGCCUACGACAGAUACUAGUCCUGCCUUCGUGUCUGCUAGUUUAGCAAUACAGGCUGCAGCAGCUGUGACUUCAGUUCCAACUGCUUCUUCAACUACAUCGACAUCCCAAUGUGCUGGUACAUCUGGCAGUUCCUUGACUGUUGUUCCAGUAACAGGAUCUUCAACAACUUCUCCUGAUGCUCCUGCAUCUAAAGAACCGUCACCAACUCCUGCAAGUACUCAAACGCCGACGCCAGCAACAACCACGUUGUCUGCAGCAGAACCAAUUAAAAAAACCGGUUCAGCAGUGAAGCCAUGGAGGCCCACAUUGAUUCCAAUUGACCCUAAUAGUGAGCCUCCGAAUCCAGGGCAAUUGUUCCAAACAGUUGAUGGUCGGAGAUUACCUAGUCUUGUCCAAGUGAUGUCUGGUGGUAAACCAUACCACAUUUCCAUUCAGGAUUAUAAUAGAAUGUGCAUUUUGCGCCGACAAAAAGUUGUGCAAAUGCAGAAAACUCAGCUAAUACAAAAAAUAAAAGAUGCUCAAAAACUGACAAAAAUCCAACAGAGGCAAAAAAUUCAGUUGUAUCAUAAAAACUUGACAGUAGCUCGAACAACAACAGCUGUUACAAAUACUUCUAUCAGUAAUACAGCAACAAUUACAAAAUCAGAUGCUGUUUCAAUAGCUUCUGAAGAAGGUUACUGGUCAUGGGAAAGUAUAAAAAAGCAAAAGAUGUCGGAUGAAGAUAGCAAAUCCCAAAUGGAAACUAUGCUUUCAAAAAUUCCCAAAUCUCUAACAGUGAUACCACAGAAAGCUGUAAACCGCACCAAUUCUAUCAGCCCUAAUUCUGUUCCAACUAAUACUAGUUUGCUUAAAAAUCAAAUUGACAAGAUUCCUUAA